This is a messenger RNA of Bacidia gigantensis, 1653 nucleotides long. RefSeq lists its product as uncharacterized. Gene Ontology annotation, cellular component: mitochondrion. The transcript has 2 exons. Bases 1 to 1653 code for a protein of 550 amino acids. Gene Ontology annotation, molecular function: metal ion binding; metalloendopeptidase activity. Lineage: Eukaryota; Fungi; Ascomycota; Lecanoromycetes; Lecanorales; Ramalinaceae. The record is from RefSeq and is a predicted model, not a curated record.
AUGUCUUGUCAGGACCCUACCGAGUAUGAUCAAAUUAGCACACUACCGAAUGGCCUCCGUGUAGCCACCGAGGCCUUGCCUGGACCAUUUUCCGCAGUGGGAGUAUACGUAGACGCAGGUUCCCGAUAUGAGACUGAAGAGCUGAGCGGCGUCAGUCACAUUGUUGAUCGGCUGGCGUUCAAGUCAACAAACUCGAGAUCCUCAGACGAAAUGCUGGAAUCAAUGGAAAACCUUGGAGGUAACAUCCAAUGUGCAUCUUCGAGAGAAUCCAUGAUGUAUCAGUCUGCAACUUUCAAUACCUCUAUUCCUGCUGUGGUAGACCUUCUAGCCGAGACGGUCCGUAAUCCAAAGAUAUCAGAAGAGGAGGUGUCUCAGCAACUGGAGACUGCCGAAUAUGAAAUCAAUGAGAUCUGGUCAAAGCCGGAGCUUAUCCUCCCCGAAUUGAUCAAUGUGGCAGCUUAUCGAGGCAAUACGCUGGGCAAUCCUCUGCUUUGCCCUCAGGAGCGGAUACCGUUCAUCAACAAGAUGGUUGUUGAGAAGUAUCGGAAAGCCUUCUAUAAACCAGACCGCAUCGUGCUAGCAUUUGCUGGAGUGAAGCACGAAAAGGCCUUGCAACUGGCUGAGGAAUAUUUUGGUGACAUGCCCCAACGAGAACCCGUGCUCUCGCAAGUUGGUUCAGAGACAUCUUUUACGCCGGCUGCCUUCGCAAGCCAACCAGCUCAAUCACCGCCCUCCCCUCCACAAUUCCCCACUACGUACUCAACUCCAUCACCCCCUGGUCAAGUCCCUCCUCAGCAGGUUUCAAGACUUGCCUCGCACAUCCCGUUUUUCAAGAAUCUCUCAACGUCAGCAGCACCACAAGCCUCGAUAUCUCCUGUCCAACCUUCAUCAACAGACCAAAGCUCUCCACUUAGUUCACCAUCACAUUACACUGGUGGCUUUUUAUCUCUACCAAAACUCCCUCCUCCUGUGAACCCUGCACUACCCGACCUCACCUACAUUCAUCUAGGCUUCGAAGCCCUUCCAAUCUCAUCAGACGACAUCUACGCACUCGCAACCUUACAAACCCUCCUCGGUGGUGGUGGCUCUUUUAGCGCCGGCGGCCCUGGCAAGGGCAUGUACUCCCGCCUCUACACAAACGUACUCAACCAGCACGGUUGGGUCGAAUCGUGCAUCUGCUUUAACAAUUCUUACACCGACUCUGGCCUCUUUGGCAUCAGUGCAAGCUGCGAUCCCACACGAACGAAGCACAUGAUUGACGUGAUGUGCCGUGAACUACAUAAUCUGACCCUAGAUACUGGCUUCUCUGCUUUGCAAACUGCAGAGGUCAAUCGAGCCAAGAACCAGCUCAGAAGCGCUCUCUUGAUGAAUCUCGAAAGCCGAAUGGUUGAGCUUGAAGAUCUUGGUCGGCAGGUCCAGGUGCACGGGAAGAAAGUCGGGGUCAAGGAGAUGUGCGCUAAGAUCGAUGCUCUGACAGUGAAAGAUCUUAGGAGGGUGGCGAGGAUGGUUUUCGGAGGACUAGUCAACAAUCCUGGUAGUGGUAGCGGGGCUCCCACCAUUGUAUUGCAGGAAGGUCAUGCGGCGCCAGAAAAGCUGGUGAAUUGGGAAAUGAUACAGGAAAAGAUCGCAAAGUGGAACCUAGGAAGAAGGUAA